AUGUCUACGGUCUUAAUUAUAAAACACCUGCCUCCAAACUUAUCUUUCCAAGAUAAGGAAAAGUUAUUGCAUCAUUUCGGAGCUGAGAAAGUAUGGGGACCCGAGAAAAGAGACUAUGUGUUUGCUUCGUUUUCUACCAAAGAAAAAGCAAAAAUAUCUUUGCAGCGUCUUCAUCAACUGGAAAUAGCUAAGAGACGUUUAGUAGUUGAAUAUUCGUUUGAAAAAGAACCGACUCUACAAAAUAAACAGAAUGAAGACUCAGUUUCAGACACCACCAAACAUAUUAAUGAGUUCUUGCGGACUCUUAACGCUUGGAAUCCUUCUGUAGAUUUUUACCAACCACCGCCAGUACAUCUUAAAUAUAAAUAUCCUACAGCAAAUUCUUUAACAUGUAUAAACAUUUUGUAUUCACUCCUUCUACAUAAACCAUUUUAUAUUCAAACAUUACAUCUCAUGAACAAAAUGAGCUUGGAGCUCCCAUUUGAAGAAAAUGAAAAAGCUUUAAAUUAUUUUAAGGAGACUUUUAGAGAAUAUUUUCUUGAUGAAAUUUAUAUAACUGCCCCUAAUGAACCCAGCGAGUCAGAAAUAUCUAGUGAUGAUAAUGUACAGCCAAAAGAACAUUUACCGUCUAUGGUGAAAAGGAAACAUUUGCUGCCCAAGACAAGGAAACGGGCUGCAGCAGUGCUCUCAACAGCCAAUCUACCAAUGUCUAAAAGAGAUAAACCUACACACCAGGAAGAUGUGUUUGAAGUUGUGGCUCCUGUUGCUGAAGUCAAAAAAAUAUCAUUGGUUGUAUCACAAGAUGCUCUACAGAAGCAGAUUGAAACUCCUGAAAUAGUGGGGGAGCUGGGAAAGUUUCAAAAGGAAGAACAAAGCUCAGUUCAAGAAGAGAAAAUUGAGGAACCCGAUAAACCAUCAAUAACAAAGAAAGAAAUUUUGAAGAAUAGGCUAUCUUAUAGGGAAAUGAAGGCUUUACCUGUUUUCAAAAACUAUCACCCUGGAGAACCAUCUAUGAGGCUAUACAUAAAAAAUCUUGCAAAAAAUGUAACAGAACAAGAUGUACAAAGAAUCUAUAAAAGAUACGUGGAAGACAUGAAUGAAGAGGAGCAGGUUGGGUUUGAUGUGAGGGUGAUGCAGGAGGGACGAAUGAAGGGACAGGCCUUUGUGACAUUUCCAUCUGUAAAGUUGGCAGAACAGGCUCUUAGUGAAACAAAUGGUUUCAUACUGAAUGAAAAACCAAUGGUUGUACAAUUUGCUAGGGCUGCUAUUAAAAAAACUGUUGAAUAA
Danaus chrysippus (African queen) is the source of this 1287-nucleotide messenger RNA. Lineage: Eukaryota; Metazoa; Arthropoda; Insecta; Lepidoptera; Nymphalidae. The record is from the annotation of a GenBank genome assembly.